GGGAGGUGGGUCAGGCGGAGCGCAGAGUCAGAGGGUUUAUUUAACUCGUCGCUGUGUCCUCCCCCCUCCCACUUCCCCAACGCGCCACCAAGAGGGUUUGCCUUUCUUCCACGUCAGGACUACGGCGUGGAAAAUCGCAGGGUCCAACCCGAAACUAUUUUCACGCGUAAAAACACCGUUUAUAACGGUUCGAUUCCGCUUUGCCUUUUGGACGCUGCAGAUUAUAUAUAUAUAUAUAUAUAUAUAUAUUUCUUGCGGCAUUUCGGUAUAUUUUACGAACUGCUCCCACCCCUGUCAACCUUCAGAACUCUUGAAUACAUGCGUUUGUAUUUGUAACCUCAUUGGAGAAAUUGAAUGCGAUUGGAUUGAAGAGAAUGGAGCGAAUCCCCAGCGCGCAUCCGCCUCCUCUGUCCAAACUCCAGGUGGAUCCGUCCGACUUGCUGGGGAUGGAUUUUCCGAUGUAUGUUUAUAAACCCAGACGAGGAAUGAAGAGAGGAGAGGAGAGCAAGGAAACCUACAAGCUGCCUCACAGGCUCAUUGAGAAGAAAAGGCGUGACCGGAUAAACGAGUGUAUCGCUCAGUUGAAAGAUUUAUUACCGGAGCACCUGAAACUCACGACUCUGGGCCAUCUGGAGAAGGCUGUGGUUUUAGAGCUCACGCUCAAGCACGUGAAAGCCCUCACCUCUGUUCUGGAGCAGCAGCAGCAGAAGAUCCUUGCUCUGCAGAACGGCAUGCAAAUUGAUCAGCCUGCUGUCAACCAGGAGAAGUCAGAGGAGAUGUUUCGCUCUGGCUUCCACAUUUGCGCCAAGGAGAUGCUCCAGUAUCUGGGCAAUCAUGAAACUGAUGGAGAUUUCGCACCAUCCCAUGUGAUCACUUACCUUCAUAAAUUGGCCGCAGAGGUGCUGCAAAGUCCGGUCCAACCAGGAACUCCUCCCAGCUCACAAUGUGAAGAAAUUCCUGCCUACCACCAGCACCAACCUAACAAGGAGACGCCCGCCGGCUUAGCCCCUAAACCCAGCGAGGGCUACGGCAGGAACUGCGUACCCGUCAUCCAGCGGGCGCACGCUCCAAUCAGCAGUGAGCAGAGCGGCAGUGAUACGGAUACAGACAGCGGCUAUGGUGGCGAGCUGGAGAAGGCUGAUUCCGGGGCGCAGCAGGGACGCCCAGAUUACUACGGUCAUGAGAGCCAGCUGAAGCGAGCGCUGGGCGAAAGCCAGAGCUCCAGUAUCAAGCAGGAGGAUGAGGAGCCUCGCCAAAAACGCCCCCGGGCGGAGUCGCCAGAGGACGAGCCGCUCUCAGGGAGAGAAUCGUCAACCUCAUCGUCCUCCAGCAGUUAUGGCAGUUACAUGAGCGUCUCCCCCAACCGUCCAACUCCCCCGCUUCCCCUCUGCAUGCCUUUCUACCUCCUUCCACCUUCUGCUGCGGCCUACCUGCCAAUGCUGGAGAAAUGCUGGUACCCCGGGGCCAUGCCCAUGCUCUACCCUGGCUUGGGAGGCUCUGCAGCCGGGAUGCAGAACGAAAGACCGCUUCCACCUCAGCUGGUAGUGUCUCCCGGUGGGGGCUCACCUGCCCCAGCCGUUGCUCAGACCCCCAUGGACUCCCCUGCCCUCCUUCAGGCGUUAAAGCAAGUACCACCCCUCAACCAGGAAGCCAAAGACUGAGAGAAUAGGGCGACGAGGUGAUCCUGUUCUAGUGCCCAGGAGUUGAGACUGUGGUAGGAACGAAAAGGUGGCCGAGCCUUUUCAUAACCCAUCCGCAUUCCUGUUCUCCGUUCCUCAGCCUGGAGUUAAAACUUUAAGCUGGAGGACUUUUAUAUAUGAUCAAGAGGAGAUGGAGGCGAAAGCUACAUCCGUCCACACUGGCAGAAUGCAAUGCUCUGAUGAAUGUUAAAUGCCCAGUGGUAUAAAUGUAUCGUAUAAACUGGACCUGCCCUACAUACACACACACACACACACACACACACACACACACACACACACUUGGUUGAAUGUAAAGAAAGAUACGUUUUAGAUGCUGCUAUUAAAGUUUAAACGCCAAUGACUGAUGCAUCUUGUAGCUGCGAUAGAGACACGCCAUCUUUGUACUUUAGAAAGUGUUUCACCAAAUGUUUUGUGGUAACCCUUCAUCCAAAGUUUGUUGACCAUGUCCUUUAGGUCACCAUCACGCUCAUUACUGAGAAUGCCCUUUGAACCCUUUGACACUAUGAUGACUGGCAUCAUAAGAUACACGGAUUUCCUCAAAUGUGGACAUAUAUGAGUGAAGGUACACCCAAUGAAUGCAUGGAUGUAGACAUGGGCCACCACAUGACCACAAAUAAUGACAAGUCAAACAGACCGUUCAGAUGGAUUUCCUGUAAUUAUUGUUCAUAGCCUUCUUGUACAUUUCUAUUUUUGAUACCUGUUCUUGCACUCGGUCCAUUAGGAGAGAUGGGAAGUGGGCAGAGUGCAGACAAUUGUACGUUGUGUACUCAGAAAACUGUGUACAUACUGUAGCACUGUGCUGGACCUGGUCUGCAAACUCAACAUCUGUUUCUGCUCAAGUCAAACCUGGUGUUUGUUUGUGCUGUUGCCUUUUACUUGUGAAAAGUAGAUAAAUCUCUCAGAUGUUUAUUCUUUGUACUAUGAAUGAGUACUGGAGUCAAAUGGGUGAGGAGAACAGAAGUUGAAUGUAAACGUUUUACCAGAAGACUAGUUUUCUAUAGAAAGAGGUACAUGAGAUUUUAUAUUUUAGGACCUACGUGAAAGAUGUUUGUUGUACAUAUUUUGUCUAUAAAUGUUGGUAUACAUUAUAAUAAGUGUAAUAAUAAAGUAUUUUUUUUCCGUGGAAAA
Gasterosteus aculeatus aculeatus (three-spined stickleback) is the source of this 2828-nucleotide messenger RNA. RefSeq names its product class E basic helix-loop-helix protein 40. NCBI's taxonomy places the organism in Eukaryota, Metazoa, Chordata, Actinopteri, Perciformes, Gasterosteidae. Gene Ontology annotation, biological process: regulation of DNA-templated transcription. The record is from RefSeq and is a predicted model, not a curated record. Gene Ontology annotation, molecular function: protein dimerization activity; DNA binding.